UUUAUCAACCAUCCACAAGUGUCGGCUAUUUUGGACGAAGAAGAAGAGGAAUGCCUGCAUGCUCUUACCAAAUUGGAGGUUGAGGAAUUCGAAGACAUUAAAUCGGGAUACCGCAUUCAUUUUUACUUCGACGAAAAUCCCUAUUUUGAAAAUAAGGUGCUUACUAAAGAGUUCCAUUUAGGUUCGGGAAAUGCGGAAAACAGUGAUUGUCCAUCAUCAACGAGCACACCCAUUCAAUGGAAGGACGGUAAAGAUCUUAUAAGAUCAUGCAUGACCAAGCCGUAUCAACAAAACAAACGGAAAAGACCCGCGGACUAUAAGACAUUUUUCGAUUGGUUCUCAGACAACACUGAUCCAGUUAAUGAUGAGAUUGCUGAAUUAAUCAAAGAUGAUCUCUGGCCCAAUCCUCUUCAGUAUUAUUUGGUACCUGAUAUUGAAGUGGAGCCAGAAGAUGAUGAAGACGAUAAUGAGGACAAUGAGGAGGAACUUUUUGACGAUGACGAUGGGGAAGGCGAAGAAGACGAUGAAGACGUAGCUUAAAGCUGAUGGGUUGAGCCGCUAAUCGGAGGACGAUAACUUCACAAAUGGGACUUAAAAGCCAACAGUUUGUAUGCAAUUGGGGUGAAAAGCGAAUUAAAUUAAGGUUAGGACUUAGCAUUUAUCAAAAUGAACGAAUAUACGGCUCAAAACUAUAUAUACAUAGUUUUCUGAAUAAAAAUCUCCAAAUAUUAAAGAAGAAAAAGUUUGUUCAAUGAAUGCCGGGUAGGCUAACCAAAAAUUGCAGUUUUUAUAAUUUAUGUCCAAGGGAACUAUGAAUAAACUGCACCUUUUUAGACGGAA
Rhagoletis pomonella (apple maggot) is the source of this 840-nucleotide messenger RNA. It is a transcript of the gene Set, whose product is annotated as protein SET. NCBI's taxonomy places the organism in Eukaryota, Metazoa, Arthropoda, Insecta, Diptera, Tephritidae. Gene Ontology annotation, biological process: nucleosome assembly. Gene Ontology annotation, cellular component: nucleus; chromatin. The record is from RefSeq and is a predicted model, not a curated record. Gene Ontology annotation, molecular function: histone binding; chromatin binding.